UCACGUAUUCUGUAAUUUCUUUUACAGUAAAAUAUCUCCAACGAUAGUAGUGGAUGUGCCGGAAGCAUCUUCCAUAAUGCAAGAAGAGAUAUUUGGACCAUUACUUCCUAUAGUUACCGUUGAAAAGAUUGAAGAUGGCUUUCAGGUUAUACGUUCAAAGCCAAAGCCUUUAGCAGCGUAUCUCUUCACAAACAACAAAGAGUUGCAGGAACAAUUCGUGCAGAGCGUGUCUGCUGGAGGAAUUAGCAUCAAUGACACUGUCUUACAUGUAACUGUAAAAGAUCUACCAUUUGGAGGGGUCGGGGAGAGCGGGAUUGGGGCUUACCAUGGCAAAUUCUCGUAUGAGACGUUUAGCCACAAGAAAGGUGUUCUUUACCGAAGCUUUUCCGGGGAUGCGGAUCUUAGAUAUCCUCCUUACACACAGAAAAAGAAGAUGGUGCUGAAGGCUUUGCUCUCUUCAAACAUAUUUGCUGCCAUUUGGGCUUUCUUUGGGUUCUCUCAAGACUCUUCAUGAUCACAUGUGAUAAUCACUGUAACUUGAUGGCAUUAUACAAGCUUAUAAAGUUGAAUACUUCCAUAGAGAUAUAAAGGAUCAAUGUGAAAAUUAGGUUAUAAAUAAAAAUGCUUAUAUUUACUUUACA
Camelina sativa (false flax) is the source of this 641-nucleotide messenger RNA. NCBI's taxonomy places the organism in Eukaryota, Viridiplantae, Streptophyta, Magnoliopsida, Brassicales, Brassicaceae. The record is from RefSeq and is a predicted model, not a curated record.